UCCCGAAAAGCCAUUACCACGUAUUGGAAAAAUAAAUCUUCCUCACAACACGUUAAAUCGACCAAUGCUGCUUUCAACGAACCUAUAGUACUUGAUCCUAUCAACCAAAAUCGACCUACAGUUGAUAGUUCAUCUAAUAAGACUCUUGACAGUAGUGCUAGUAAUGAUAAUUCUAUAUUAUCAUCACUAAACGCACAAUUGAAAACAGAAACUGUCGAUCUACGUUUUAAUACAACAAGACAAUUUCUCCAUCUUGUCCAGAAAGGGUAUACAAAGAUGGGGGCAAGUAGCCUUCUGGCUAAGAGUUUAGGUAAAGGCCCAUGGCAUGCGCGGUGUAUUCGUGCCUGGGCAAAUCAAUGGAAGAAUUACAAAGAAUUAAUAAAGUCGAAACGUGGCCGACAUAUAAAAACGAAAUCUUUAAUACAUAAUAAAAGUUUUCGGCUUCAAAUAAAUCAGUAUUUGGAGAAAAAUAAAUUUAAAUUAGCCAUUCCAAAUUUUAUAAGCUACGUCAGUAGCAUUAUGCCUACUUUUGGAAUCACAAAUACAACUAUUAGUAGGUCGACUGCAUACAGAUGGCUAAAAUUGCUUGGAUGGAAAUACCAAACCCAUUCAAAAAAGAUUUAUUUUGACAGUCACGAACGUGAAGAUGUG
Molecule: messenger RNA, 651 nt
Organism: Dentiscutata erythropus
Lineage: Eukaryota; Fungi; Glomeromycota; Glomeromycetes; Diversisporales; Gigasporaceae
Source: the annotation of a GenBank genome assembly